UUUGAUCGCUUUCCUCAAGUUGGAGCUCAACAAAGCAGAAUUGUAUGAUGUCAUCAAAACGAGGGUGAUGUACUGACUUGAAUGCAGGAAGAAUGGAUUUGAUGCUGGAAAGACGGCGGUGUUGACAUAUUUAGCGGAGCGAUGUGCGGGAUUGGAUGCCCGUCGCUCUUUCCCCGUCGGCUACGAUUAGCACACCCCGCAUCUGAAGCAGGAGCGCAUCGCAGUAAAGAACUAUCAGUGUCCUUCGUCUUCACAUCAUGUCUCCCCACCAUCGUCAGUCGACUUGUAGGAUGAAUCAGAAUGCCGCCGAGUCAGUUUCGUCCCCUUCUUCAUCCUCCACCUCCUCGUCUUCUUCCCACUCUUGGUCUGUUGCAACAUCGAAUGGUACCUUCCGCAUCAGCCUCUGUUUCCGCUGCCUACUCGUCCACCCCCUUGGCGCCUCCCGUUCUGUUCUUGGAAGCGGUACCACCCCCCUGAGCAGUCUUUCUCUUCUUCUAACCAGGCCAAUGAUCUUCUCCCUCAUCAUGUUUAUUUCCAAAACAAGGUUCCAACCUCGUAUCCACUAUACAUCUCGAUCUUGUCGGACUUUUUGAUGCCGAAGGUGAUGACUGCCGUGCAAAGAGGGUAGUUGUCAUGAACAUGGUCGACCGCUUCGUCACC
Molecule: messenger RNA, 660 nt
Organism: Paraphaeosphaeria sporulosa
Lineage: Eukaryota; Fungi; Ascomycota; Dothideomycetes; Pleosporales; Didymosphaeriaceae
Exons: 1
Coding region: 301-477 (58 amino acids)
Source: RefSeq, a predicted model, not a curated record